Lycium barbarum (goji berry) is the source of this 1142-nucleotide messenger RNA. RefSeq names its product two-component response regulator-like APRR1. The transcript is spliced from 3 exons. NCBI's taxonomy places the organism in Eukaryota, Viridiplantae, Streptophyta, Magnoliopsida, Solanales, Solanaceae. Gene Ontology annotation, biological process: phosphorelay signal transduction system; cytokinin-activated signaling pathway. The coding region runs from base 177 to 650 and encodes 157 amino acids. The record is from RefSeq and is a predicted model, not a curated record.
AGGACACGGGACAAACGUAUAUAGUACUAUAAGUUAGGUUUACUUUAAAAAUUUGGUAAACCAAACUUCCUGUUGGAUAUAGCUCGUGUAUAUAACAAACAUAGAUUUGGUAGAAUAUUGAGAGUCCUUGUUUCCAAACUAUAUUGUAAUUACUUCUUCCAAACUAUAUAGUGCCAAUGGACACGGGUGAGAGCAUUCUAAGUGGAAAUGGUAGCAACAGAGAUUAUCUGACGAGCAAUGAUCUGAUGGAUUUGAGCAAUGUGAGGGUUCUCCUUUGUGACACUGAUGCUGAGAGUUGUCGUCAAGUAUUAGCCCUUCUUAAGAAAUGUUGUUACCAGGUAACCCCAGUGUAUUCAGCAGCAGAUGCGUUAGAUGCACUUAAUUCUCAGGGGCCAUGUAUAGAUAUCAUACUUGCUGAAGCCUCCCUUCUUAUUUCCAAUGGCGCCAAAAUUUUCAAUUUCAUCCAGUUGGACAUUAAUUUAAAACACAUUCCUGUGAUCAUGAUGUUGGAUGAAGACAAGAUCCCUCUUGUCUUGAAGGGUUUGACGCUUGGAGCAACAGAUUAUCUUGUCAAACCAUUGAGCAGUAAUGAGCUAAUGAAGCUAUCGACUCACAUGAAGAGAAAAAGCUCACAGUUAGUGUAUUAUUAAUGAGAUUGAUCUCUUAGUGAUGUGUAAUGUAUUAUUAUUACUUAAGCAUAAUAAAUCAUUGUUUUUCAACUGCUGGAACACCAGUUCAUGAAAAUUAGUCCCACCAGCAAAAAGCUUCCUCCGAAGUAGGAUCUCCAUGUGGUGGCUAAUGAUUCUUGAUAAUAUGUCUCAGUUAGUAGAUCAAAUGUCUGUCGUUUCUGGUUAUCUUUACUAUUUUUGCUGUCAAUACUUUUCUUUUUUUCCGAUAUUUUCAUCACAGCCUUUUUUACUCUUGUAUUUUUCAAACCUGUAUUGAAAAACGCUUUUCUUGAGCCGAGGGUCUAUCGAAACAACCUCUACCCCACAAAGGUAGCGGUAAAGUCUGCGUACACCCUAACCUCCCCAGACCCCACUUGUGGGAUCACACUGGGUAUGUUGUUGUUGUAUUAGUUUCUCAAUAUCUUCCAGAUAUGGUUGACUAUAAAGAACACUGCUUGUUGCUUCUUAUUAAUG